Molecule: messenger RNA, 1568 nt
Organism: Jaculus jaculus (lesser Egyptian jerboa)
Lineage: Eukaryota; Metazoa; Chordata; Mammalia; Rodentia; Dipodidae
Gene: Psmc3
Product: proteasome 26S subunit, ATPase 3
Exons: 12
Coding region: 189-1508 (439 amino acids)
Biological process (GO): proteasome-mediated ubiquitin-dependent protein catabolic process
Cellular component (GO): proteasome regulatory particle, base subcomplex
Molecular function (GO): ATP hydrolysis activity; ATP binding; proteasome-activating activity
Source: RefSeq, a predicted model, not a curated record
GCGUUCCGGCCUUGGUUCUUGAAGACCAAACGGCAGAUUCGCUGGGCCGGGGGCCGGGCGGGUUCUGUCUAGAAUCAACGUUUGCUGGGGAAGUUCGCCACUCGUUAAGAAAGGGCGCGAAGAGGCGCGGCAUUCAUCUUCCGCCGGGACUCCUGCGCAGUCUGUUCUUGGGCCUUUUCUCUCCGAAAAUGAAUCUGCUGCCGACACCGGAGAGUCCAGUGACUCGGCAGGAGAAGAUGGCGACGGUGUGGGAUGAGGCAGAGCAAGAUGGUAUCGGGGAGGAGGUGCUCAAGAUGUCCACAGAAGAGAUUAUCCAGCGUACACGGCUGCUGGACAGCGAGAUCAAGAUCAUGAAGAGCGAAGUCUUAAGAGUCACCCAUGAACUCCAAGCCAUGAAAGACAAGAUCAAAGAGAACAGUGAGAAAAUCAAAGUGAACAAGACCCUGCCAUACCUUGUCUCCAACGUCAUCGAGCUAUUAGAUGUUGAUCCCAAUGACCAAGAGGAGGAUGGUGCCAAUAUUGACCUGGACUCACAGCGGAAGGGCAAGUGUGCAGUGAUCAAAACCUCCACACGACAGACAUACUUCCUGCCUGUGAUUGGGUUGGUGGAUGCGGAAAAGCUGAAGCCAGGAGACCUGGUGGGUGUGAACAAAGACUCCUAUCUGAUCCUGGAGACCCUGCCUACAGAGUAUGACUCACGAGUGAAGGCCAUGGAGGUGGAUGAGAGGCCCACAGAACAAUACAGUGAUAUUGGGGGCCUGGACAAGCAGAUUCAAGAGCUGGUGGAGGCCAUUGUCCUACCCAUGAACCACAAGGAGAAGUUUGAGAAUUUAGGGAUCCAGCCCCCAAAGGGCGUACUGAUGUAUGGGCCACCUGGUACAGGAAAGACAUUGCUGGCCCGAGCCUGUGCUGCACAGACCAAGGCCACAUUCUUGAAGCUAGCUGGCCCCCAGCUGGUGCAGAUGUUCAUUGGAGAUGGUGCCAAACUGGUCCGUGAUGCCUUUGCUCUGGCCAAGGAGAAGGCACCAUCUAUCAUUUUCAUUGAUGAGUUGGAUGCCAUUGGCACCAAGCGUUUUGACAGUGAGAAAGCUGGUGACCGUGAGGUGCAACGGACCAUGCUGGAGCUUCUCAACCAACUCGAUGGCUUCCAGCCCAACACACAAGUAAAGGUAAUUGCAGCCACUAACAGGGUGGAUAUUCUGGACCCUGCCCUGCUCCGCUCAGGCCGCCUGGAUCGCAAGAUCGAGUUCCCGAUGCCCAAUGAGGAGGCUCGGGCCAGAAUCAUGCAGAUUCACUCCCGGAAGAUGAAUGUCAGUCCUGAUGUGAAUUACGAGGAGUUGGCGCGUUGCACUGAUGACUUCAAUGGGGCCCAGUGCAAGGCUGUGUGUGUGGAGGCGGGUAUGAUCGCACUUCGCAGGGGUGCCACAGAGCUUACCCACGAGGACUACAUGGAGGGCAUCCUGGAGGUGCAGGCCAAGAAGAAAGCCAACUUGCAGUACUAUGCCUAGGGCACCUCUGGCCUGUUCUCUAGUCUGCUGGCUAAUGUUGGUAAUAAAAGGUGGUUUGGA